GUUCACUGGUUUCUCGUGUUGCGUUGCGUAGGUGAGCCAGCCAUCUUUUACCGCCCGCUUCCCUUCCCUUCCCUUCCCAAACCCUAACCCCCCCAAAUCUCCCACACCGCUCCCCCGCCGCCAUGGCCGCCUCCGACGCCGACGCCGCGGAGGUCGAGCGGCUCUACGAGCUCGGCGAGCGCCUCUCCUCCGCCAAGGACAAGUCCCAGCACGCGGCGGACUACGAGGCGAUCAUAUCGGCCGUGAAGGGGCAGAGCGUGAAGGCGAAGCAGCUCGCGGCGCAGCUCAUCCCCCGCUUCUUCCGGAGCUUCCCGGCACUCGCCCCGCGCGCCAUGGAGGCCAUGUUCGACCUCGUCGACAUGGAGGAACUCGCGACUAGAAUACAAGCUAUUCGUGGUUUUCCACUUCUUGCCAAAGAUGCAGAAUUUGUCUCAAAAAUUGCCGAUAUCCUUGGACAACUCCUUGCAAGUGAGGAAAAUGUGGAGCGUGAUGCUGUUCAUAAAGCACUGAUGUCGCUUAUACGGCAGGAUGUUAAAAGUUCCUUGCAGCCUUUAUUUAAGCAUGUGGAGUCGGGAUCAGAGAUUCGUGAAAAAGUUAUUUGUUUCCUUAAAGAUAAGGUCUUCCCUGUUAAAGCAGAGCUGCUGAAACCUCAAGCAGAAAUGGAAAGAUAUAUAACUGAUUUGAUAAAGAAAAGUGUGCUAGAUGUAACCGGGUUGGAAUUUAAAUUAUUCAUGGAUUUCCUGCGGAGUCUCAGUAUAUUUGGGGAUUCCGCUCCUCGAGAGUCGUUCCAGGAAUUGAUUGAAAUCAUUCAAGCACAAGCUGAUCUUGAUGCACAAUUCAAUGUUUCUGACAUUGACCACAUUGAGAGGUGGACGUCGUGCAUGUAUAUGGCUCUUCCUAUCUUUAUGAGAGGGGGAUCGAGCAGCAAGUUCCUCAACUAUUUCGUUAAGCAAAUUGUUCCAGUUUUUGACAAGAUUCCUGAAGAGAAGAAACUGGAUUUGCUCAAAACAGUUGCUGCAAGCUCACCAUAUGCUACAGCACAAGAUGCACGGCAGCUGCUUCCCCCUGUUGUUCAAUUGCUCAAGAAAUAUAUGCCUGGGAAGAAGGUGGAAGAUAUCAACCAUAAUUAUGUUGAGUGCCUGAUGUACAUUUUUCACCAUUUAGCCCAUAAGACACCAAACACCACAAACAGCCUAUGUGGUUACAAGAUUGUUACUGGACAACCAUCGGAUAGACUUGGAGAGGAUUUCUCAGAACAUUACAAAGACUUUACGGAGAGGUUAACUGGAACAGAAGAGACAGUUCGAGCAGUCUCAAAGAGACUAACUCAGGGGAUGGCAGAUUUUAACAAGGCAAUAUCUUCAGCAAAGACUGAAGAAGAGAAAACUAAAAUUAAAUCUGAUCAGCAGAAAUCAACAAUGACAAUGAGGGCCUACAACAACAUACUAGCAAUGGCGCAGCCGUUGCGUGCGAAAUCCCCUUUAUUUAUUGGUGACAAGAAAAUCACUCUCUCAUGGAUGGAGCAGCCAAAGAAACCAGCACCUACAACAACAGGAGGGAAGAGGUCCCAGCCUGCUACAAAUGGGAACACCCCUGCGAGCAAGAAGGGGCGGGGAGAGGGAGCAGCCCGGAAUCAACUUGUGAACAGAGCUUUUGAAGGGUUAUCCCGUGGUGGUAGAGGGAGUGGAAGAGGCCGGGGCAGGGGAGGCCGGGGAAGAGGAUGGGGCUACCGCUGAGAAUAGUUGGAAAUCCCUGCAAUCUGAUGGGAGAAUAGAUCAGCUUUCUGCUUUGAUUUGAGGUACUUCUCAGGAGAUAAGCUUUUCUGUAUGCAGCAAAAUGGGAUUGGUGAUAGCCCGUGAAGGCAUGCUCAAUUGCUGAAUGCAUACAGAAAGCUCAUAUGAUGGAUGCUUGAGUAUAUCGAUGAUUUUUUAGACCCUAGUCGUGGAGGUUCAAGAAUGUGGAGUGUAUGUACGCCCUAGUUCAUUUACAUCCCUGACCGUUUGUUAGUUGACCAGUUCUACUUGUUUUGGUGGUUCGAUGAACUCAAGCAGAACUUUUAAAUUCUAGAAUUUGUUGUUAAAGACUAUUUAUUUAAGAAUCAAUAGAUUGCCGAGGUGAAUUAUGUUUAUUGCAAUAUUGUUUGCUUUCGUCACGAUUUGUA
Messenger RNA from Oryza sativa Japonica Group (Japanese rice), 2161 nucleotides. The record is from RefSeq and is a predicted model, not a curated record. Lineage: Eukaryota; Viridiplantae; Streptophyta; Magnoliopsida; Poales; Poaceae.